Molecule: messenger RNA, 1163 nt
Organism: Styela clava
Lineage: Eukaryota; Metazoa; Chordata; Ascidiacea; Stolidobranchia; Styelidae
Source: RefSeq, a predicted model, not a curated record
UGUUUUUUUCUGCUUCAGAUUUAACCACAAAUUUCCUUCAGUUCAUUUAGUAAACUGUAGAUAAUUCCAGAAUGCAAAACCUUAUUAUCUUGAUCAUUGCAGUCUGUGCUGUUUCAGCCACAAAUGCUGCCUCUAAUUCAACUACAUUGUGUCCUCAAUCAUACUGGGGACCGAAUUGCGCAAAUUUCUGUGGUUACUGUCACAACCCUCAAGAUACAGAAGUACAAGGAGUGUACGAUCGUACAUGCGACUCGGUGACUGGAGGGUGUGCUAAUGGAUGCCAAGGUGGAUGGAGUGGGGCAAAUUGUGAUGAAGCUGUUUGCGAAGAUGGUUGUAAUGGAGGUGAAUGCAUUGCGCCAAAUGUCUGUGGCAAUUGUCCAACCAUUUCACAUAUCAGCCCUGGAUGCACUAAUAUUAAGCUGCGUGGUCUUCUUGGUUCUCUAACUGCUUUUGCAGUUCUUAUCUUCUCCUUGGCAUCAUGUGCCUUUGGAAGCAUCCUAUACGAACGCCGCAAGAAUACAUCUGUUGCACUGUAGACGAAUUCAAAAUUAAUUCCAUGAACUUCAAUUCAAUAUCCUCUAAUAUAACACUUUUUCACCCAUUUUUUAACUACCAUAAACAAACAUGGACUUAAGAUUGACUUAUAAGGCUUAUUCAUCAAAAAAUUUGCUUGUUGUAUAUUCAUUUUUUCUUGAGUUGUCAUUUCUUUUGAUGUACCAUUACUGGUCACAAUCUUCUAGGCUUCUUCAUGUCGAAUCCCUUUAUUGUAGUUAUUCCUUAGGUUUUUAAGCAAUUGACAUUCAUUCAUCAUACUCCGAGAGCAAUUUACUGUACACAAAAUAUGUAUGUGCUUUGUUUUAAUUUUAAAUUGCAGCAUUUUUAUGAAUAGUUUCACAUAUAAAAAUUGGCCAAUGUAUUGUAUUAUAUUUGGGGCAUUUUAUCCAUUGCUCUAUAUAUCGGUUCAUAAAAGUGGUACUAUUGUUUGUAAUUUAAAAUGGCUAACGGUACAUUGUCUUAUUAACUGUUUUUGUGAUAGAUGUUGCAUGAUUAUGUGGUACCAGAAACUUUAAUUUUAUCCUAAUAUUGAAUAAUGUAAUUUUCACUAUUUCAAUCUUAAUGAAAUUCCAGUUUGAAAUGAUAGAAUAAAGAUUAAUUUUAAAGUA